AUGCAGCUCCUCCAGAAACCAACCUUCACGCUCCUCCUUCUCAACCUCUCGUUCACAAGGGCAGCGCCAAUGGAAACAUUAGCUAUAAAUUCUGCACCUUCCGACGCACAAGCAAAGCUUCUUAGCAUGGCGUACUCGGGCUCUGGUUGUCCUCAAGGAAGCGCCUCUAAAGAAUAUGAUGCCCAGAUCAACUCGGGCAGAUGGUUCUUUGACGGCAUCUCAGCUCAGAUCGGUCCCAACGUUCCAAUAAGCAAGUCAACCCAAAAUUGCGAGGUGCAACUCUCCAUACAAACGGCAGCGGGUUGGCGGUUUGCCGUGAGAGGGAAAAAUGCAGGAUCAACAUCGAUGACUACGCGAGUAAACCUACAGGACGGAGUUGCAGCUUCAUCUAUUACCACCUACAACAUUGCAGGUGUCGGUUCUCAGGGAACUGUUCGCAAUGAUUUCUCGGGGCCGAGGAAUGGCGAGUGUUCCUUUUCAGAUCCUGCACCAGGCCCAGCAUAUCCUCAUUCGAAUUGCGGAGGAGGAAUUUUGAUUGUUGAUCAUCGCGUGAGCCUGUCCAGAGGAUCGAGCUCGUCGCCCGUCGGUUCUAUCGAGUUAUAUGGCGAUGGAGGGUCUGGGCCACAGAACGAUAACUUUGUUCCACUGGGUGCUCUGGAGUGGGAAAGAUGUUGA
This is a messenger RNA of Glarea lozoyensis ATCC 20868, 675 nucleotides long. RefSeq lists its product as uncharacterized. The record is from RefSeq and is a predicted model, not a curated record. The transcript has 2 exons. Lineage: Eukaryota; Fungi; Ascomycota; Leotiomycetes; Helotiales; Helotiaceae. Bases 1 to 675 code for a protein of 224 amino acids.